Messenger RNA from Amyelois transitella, 1467 nucleotides. RefSeq lists its product as uncharacterized. Lineage: Eukaryota; Metazoa; Arthropoda; Insecta; Lepidoptera; Pyralidae. The transcript has a single exon. The coding region runs from base 1 to 1467 and encodes 488 amino acids. The record is from RefSeq and is a predicted model, not a curated record.
AUGGCAUCAGAAUUCGCCGAAUUCGAAGAUGAGGCGGACAGAACGGCGGGAUGCCUAAAAGAUCCCCAAGAAAAUGCAAGUGAGGCCUCAACAGUGGACGGCCAACUAGAGGUGGUGCGCAAGGCGGCCCGAACCGUACUUGAGGAGGCCAAGAAGUCGGGCAACCUUAAGGGGACUACUUGGGCGAAAAUGAAGGCCGCCUGUGCCGAGAUCUUCGCAGCGGCGGAUAAAAUCUCGGACCGAGGCGAAGAGGCAGAGGUCAUCCGCAAAAUGGCGGCCGACAACAAAAGAAUGCGGGAGGAGUUGGCGCUGCUCAGGCAGGAGACCAAAGCCCUCCGUACCGCAUUCUCGGAGAGGAAGGCCCCCAAUGCGGAGACCCUAGACUCGACGGCCGAUAUUAUGGCCCAAGUUGAUCGCUCCAUGCGGUCGUUCGGAGAGACCCUCACCAGGGACCUAUUCCUCUCACUGGGGGGAAUGGUGAACGACCGCAUCAAGAAGCUAGAAAAGAGGGCUAUUGUUGCCCCUCAGGAGGUGCUGCGUCCACCGCUUGCGGCUGACCGUCGCAAUAAGGAGGCUGGAAAGGCCCAUGAUGCCAAAAAAGUUGAGGCACCCAUACAACCCGGAAAUGUGGGGGCAGUUGCAGGUUCCACCCUGAUGCCCCCGGCAAGACCUGGCCCGGCGCCCAAAGCGCCUAAAGCCACAACGGCAAAGGCCCAGCAAGCUCCCUCACAGGAUGCUUCUGGCGCCCCACCCCAGGAGGAACCCUCCCCCUCCUCCUCUUGGUCGGAGGUAGUUAAAAAAGGGAAAAAUAAGGGGAAGGGGAAAAAAUCCUCCCCUCCUGAGGUGGAUAGUGCGGCUCCUCGCCCUACGGUCCCUGCACCGGUCAAGCGGCAGUAUGCCUUUCCGAAAUCGACGGCUGUGGUGGUGACUCUCAAGUCGGGUGCCACAGUCGACUACAAAACGGUGAUGGAAAGGGUCACCACGAUAAAACUGGCGACGGUGGGUGUGGAUCACGUGGCGGCGAGGAGUACGGCGACGGGUGCCAGAAUCAUCGAGAUUCCCGGAAACGACAGCAGCGUUGUCGCUGACAACCUUGCUGACAAAAUCCGGGAACUGGUGGGGGAUGUGGCCGAGGUCACGAGGCCGUACAAAACGGCCCAAAUCAAGAUCUCCGGGUUUGAUGAAUCAAUCACCCCGGAGACAUUGCGAAAUGAGGUGUCCCUGGCCGGCAAAUGUCCACCGGAACACGUAAAGGUGGGGCAGAUCCGAAUGACACCGGACUUCACCGGGGCUGUCAUCGUGACCUGCCCUGUAGCUGUGGCUUACGCCCUCGUGGCAGACGGCCGUAUAUUAAUUGGUUGGUCGUCUGCCAAAAACACUGGCUUGGAACCCCUGCCCAUGCGCUGUUUCAGGUGCAUGGGUUUGGGCCAUACGAGGGCGUUGUGCCCAUCACCGGUGGACAGGUAA